Manduca sexta (tobacco hornworm) is the source of this 1364-nucleotide messenger RNA. Its product is annotated as T-box transcription factor mls-1-like. NCBI's taxonomy places the organism in Eukaryota, Metazoa, Arthropoda, Insecta, Lepidoptera, Sphingidae. The record is from RefSeq and is a predicted model, not a curated record. Gene Ontology annotation, cellular component: nucleus. Gene Ontology annotation, biological process: positive regulation of DNA-templated transcription; regulation of transcription by RNA polymerase II; cell fate specification. Gene Ontology annotation, molecular function: RNA polymerase II cis-regulatory region sequence-specific DNA binding; DNA-binding transcription factor activity, RNA polymerase II-specific.
GCGCAUGUUUCCUUCUCUUCUUCGCAUCUCCCUGGCUGGGCUGGACCCUCGCGAGGAGUACUGCGUGCUUCUAGAACUGUCUCGUGGGCGACGUCGCUGGCGCUGGGCGGGAGGCGCGUGGGCAGCGGCGGGCGGCGCGGAGCCACAAUCCCCCAGGAGACUGAUGCUGCACCCUGACUCUCCAGCACCAGGACACCACUGGACUGCCAACCCAGUUUCGUUUAGUAAACUGAAGCUGACCAACAACACCAUGGAUGCACAGGGACAUAUGGUACUUACGUCCAUGCACAAGUACCGCCCCCGGGUUCUGAUAGUGAGAGCGCGCGACGCGGCCGCGCUGGCGUGGGGCGCGCCGCACGCCGCCUUCUCAUUCCCAGAGACUGAGUUCAUCGCUGUUACUGCUUACCAGAAUGAUCGCAUUACAAAACUAAAAAUCGACAAUAAUCCAUUCGCUAAAGGAUUCCGGGCCUGCGGUCAAUCGAAGUGUAAACGGAAGAACUUAGACAGUGGCGACAAUUCAGAGCCAUCUAGCAGCGAGUCCAGUGAAGCUAAACGACCCUGUUCAGACGCUGCGUCAUCUUGUUCGGAGGAGGGGAGCCUGCGGUCGUCGUCACCGCGCUCGCCGCCGCUCGUGGAGUCUCCCGCGCCGCUGGUGGCGCCCCCUGAGAACAUCACGCCUCCUCCCACAGCUUUCUACCCUCCCGAACUGCCAUACUUAGGACCUUUACAUAUGCCAAUGCCGUUGGGUAUAUGGCCCAACACUCCGAUGCCGGGUGGGUUCGCUUGGGGCCCGGCCGCACCGCCGCCGCCGCCUAAAUUGCUCCUCUCCUCCCGCGGCAGGGAGCCCGCGCCCUGCCGCCGCGUCAAAAGUUUUACCAUCAGCGCUCUUCUGGGCGAAGGUUAAUAUAAUUGUGUAUAAUUUAAUUAGAGAUUAAUGUACAAUAGAGUUUUUAAUUGCAUAAGUGUAUACGAUACCCAUCAAGUAAACUCGUACUAUUGUUAUUUAAAGCAACAACUUAUUUUAUUCUUCUUUAGGUAAUCAAAUGUCUUUGCAAUAACUUAAUAUUGUAAAUAUUGUUUUAGUACUUAGAAAUAUGAUGUAAUAUACAUAUUUUAUAGAACAUAACUACCUCGUUACACAAGCAUAGAAUUUAUUAUUGUGAUAGCUGUGCCUUAAGAAUAAAAAUAUAUUCAUUCUAUUUCUUCUAAUUUUAUUUUUAGGAUCAAUUUUAUUUCAAUUUCAAUUUUUCCUUGAUUUCUUUGUCUUAUGUUGCAUGUUAUUUAUAUGCAAUAAUGUACUAUAAUAUGAACAUGCUAAAUAAGUAAUUGCUAUGUCAAGUAACAAUGUAAAUAUUGUAAAUAAU